AUGUAUUACUUACAAGUAUGUGUGUUGCUGAUUCUUCCUUGUAACCUUUUGGCCGAUUCCUCCAGAUCUUCAAAUGAAACCGUUCAAGCUUUUAUUGAUAUGGUCCUGAGUAACAUUACGGCAGGUAGCAAUUACGUUUUACCCAUCAACAAUUCAAAGCUGACUUACGUUUCUCCCUUGCAAGAAGAUAUAAUAGUCGAUUUUGGGAACUUCGACUUUAUCAUAGUCGGUGCUGGUUCAGCGGGUAGCCUUUUGGCCAAUAGAUUGACCGAGGUCGAAGAAUGGAACGUUCUUUUGCUAGAGGCUGGAGGUCUAGAAAACGACUUCAACGAUGAAGAUGCUGAAACCAUGCUCAAAGCCGUUAAAGAAUCACUAAAACUUCUGAAAACUGAUGCUUUCAAGUCCGUCAAUGCCACAUACGCUUCAACGUAUAAGAUUUGCACCAAUUAUACUGAAGGGACAGACGACUACUGGCGUUGUAUGAUCGAAUACCUGACCACUACUCUCUAUCAUCCUGUUGGAACUACGAGAAUGGGUAAAUCAAGCAAUGAUUCCGUGGUAAGCUCGAAACUGUUUGUGCACGGUAUGAACAGAUUGAGAGUAGUGGAUGCUGGGGUUAUGCCCAAAAUACCAUCCGGAAAUACCAAUGCACCAACCUACAUGAUUGCAGAAAAAGCUGCAGAUGAAAUAAAAAGGUAUUGGAAACGAAGACUAACACUUUUCACACAUGUUUCCGAUAAAACGAUUUAA
Molecule: messenger RNA, 750 nt
Organism: Anoplophora glabripennis (Asian longhorned beetle)
Lineage: Eukaryota; Metazoa; Arthropoda; Insecta; Coleoptera; Cerambycidae
Product: glucose dehydrogenase [FAD, quinone]-like
Exons: 3
Coding region: 1-750 (249 amino acids)
Molecular function (GO): oxidoreductase activity, acting on CH-OH group of donors; flavin adenine dinucleotide binding
Source: RefSeq, a predicted model, not a curated record